AAAUAUGAAGUGCCAAAUCCAUUCACAAGUUUGGACGAUUAUGCAUUUGCCGAGUGCAAUUGGACGACUGUUAUUGUACAUGAAAAUGUGACUCAAUUUGCCAUUGGCGUAUUCCAAGAUGCACACAUCGAAGUUGUGGAACUGCCCAACACGAUGUCUGAAAUUGGCGAUGAAAUGUUUAGAGAAUGUGCUUCUUUGAAAGAAGUAAAAUUGCCAAACAAGUUGACACGAAUAGGAAUUAACUGUUUUGUUGGGUGCACAAAUUUGAAACAAAUACAAUUGCCAACUUCAAUUCAAAUAUUAGACGACAACAGUCUUGGUGAUGUUGAAGUCAGUAACACAUACUCAGAGUUUGAAGUGUUGCAACACGUCGGUAAAAACGUGUUGAAUAAAUUACACUUCACAACUUUUGUACUUCCAGAAGACGUUAAAGACGCAAAUUCGUAUUUUGAGAAUUGCAAAGAGCUCACAGCUGUCACUUUCAAUCAAUCAAUUUGUGAGUUGAACAGAACAUUUUGUUAUUGUGAAAGUCUCAAAGAAGUUGUCAUUCCCGAAACCAUCACUCAAAUUGGCGAUUUUUGUUUUUCAAAGUGCAUUUCACUCACACACGUCGACCUUCCACAAAACAUAUGUACACUUGGUGAUAAUACAUUUGAGAGUUGUGUGUCUUUGAACGUAUUAACACUUCCACACAAUGUCACCAAACUUGGAAAUAAAUGCUUCAAAAACUGCAAAUUACUUUCACGCAUCAAUACACGACACAUCAUAAAUAUGGGCAAAUCGUGCUUUAAAAACUGCACACAACUCAGUGCAAUAACUGUGAAAUCAACAACGCGAUAUGGAAUAUCAUGCUUUGCACACUGCAACAUUAAGAGUGUUGUCUUUCCAAAAGAAGUGGUGACGUCGUAUGUGAGUUCCGAAGAGAGGUUUUGCAAUUUUGACACACACAUUGUCGACUUUGGUUUGAAAAUGUUUGUGUCAGCAACUUCGCUGCAGUCCGUAGCAUUGCCAACAAACAUCGAUGUGUUACCCAAUAUGAUGUUUAGUGGGUGUGUUGCACUUUCAUCGGUCAAAGGCACCAACCACGUCACUGAGAUUGGCAAUUCGUCUUUUGCAAAUUGCUGCCGUCUCACUGAAAUUCAAUUAGAAAAGGUUGUUAGCUUUGGUAACAGUGCGCUCUGUGGUGUUGGCAUCACACACAUCAAUUUCAACACACAAACAACACGACUUGGCGAAUGUUGUUUGUCAAACACGCCAAUCACACACAUUGAAAUACCAGAAGCUGUUUGUGAGAUGUACAAGAUGCUUGCAGACUGCGACAAACUGGAGGAUGUCACUUUAUACAGCGAUUAUCUGUACACCCCUCUGAUAUUCAGUCGGUGCACUUCUCUCAAAACAAUCACUUUUGCAAAUGACACCAACAUCAUCAAAACUGACAUCUUCAAGGAUUGCGUCUUGUUGGAGAAAGUCGUGUUUUUUGGUGAAAUCAGUGAUAUUGGUAAUCAUCUCUUCAAAGAGAAGACUAAAUUGCAGGAAGUCUACUUCCCAUCGACGUUGACACACAUCGGACGUGAAGUGUUUUCUGGGUGCGAACAGCUGACCAAAGUGGGCGACUGUCAACGCGUCCAAAUCAUUUCACAAAAGGCGUUUCAAAACUGCAAAAGUCUGAAGGAGAUGAACUUGUCGUCACAUCUCAAAAAGAUAGAGAUGAAUGCAUUUGUUGGAUGCACAAGUCUGGAAACCGAAUUCUGCAAUACAUUUGGAAUUACUACUGAAAUAUUACCAACAAAACAAACGAAAAAGUAA
This is a messenger RNA of Entamoeba invadens IP1, 1806 nucleotides long. RefSeq names its product leucine rich repeat containing protein BspA family protein. The record is from RefSeq and is a predicted model, not a curated record. The transcript has a single exon. The annotation marks the transcript as partial. Lineage: Eukaryota; Evosea; Mastigamoebida; Endamoebidae.